Molecule: messenger RNA, 2562 nt
Organism: Stereum hirsutum FP-91666 SS1
Lineage: Eukaryota; Fungi; Basidiomycota; Agaricomycetes; Russulales; Stereaceae
Product: eukaryotic translation initiation factor 3 subunit 8
Exons: 7
Coding region: 1-2562 (853 amino acids)
Biological process (GO): translational initiation
Cellular component (GO): eukaryotic translation initiation factor 3 complex
Molecular function (GO): translation initiation factor binding; RNA binding; translation initiation factor activity
Source: RefSeq, a predicted model, not a curated record
AUGACGAGCGGCGACGAAGAUGAUGCCGCCGCCGCAACCAAGCCAGCAACUGCUGCCAAACCAGCCAUGUCUCGCUUCCUUCGUAAGGCCGACUCAGGCUCCAGCUCAGACGAAGACGAAGACUCGGAGGAUGAGAGUGAGAUGUCGGACGAGGAGGGACAGAAGGAGACGAAGAAGAAGUCCCGAUUUCUGCGCAGCGACAGUGAGGGUGAGGAGAGCGAUGAGGAUGUGAAACGGGUGGUCAAAAGCGCGAGGGACAAACGUCUAGACGAGAUGGAGGCUACUGGAAAGGUCAUGGAUAAUGCUCUGAAGAUCAACGAUUGGGUGGCCAUCUCGAACGAAUUCGACAAGUUGACGCGUAUGGUACAGCGUCAGCAGAACAUGUCCGAGCCCAUUCCUCCAUUCUACAUCCGCACACUCUCCUCUUUAGAGACAUCCCUUAACUCUGCUCUCGCGAAGGAGAAAGAAGCCAAGAAGAAGAUGAACGCUAGUAAUGCCCGUGCACUCACGGCCAUGAAACAGAAAGUGAAGAAGACCGCGAAGGAGUAUGAGAAAGAGUUGAAGCAAUUCCAAGAGGAUCCGGAGGCGUACGAGCGCCAGUACACUGUUUCCUCCGCACCACCUGUCGAUUCGGCUGCCCCUAAGGCCAAGAAAAACAAGGCGGUUGUAGAUGUUGAGGAAGACGGAGAUUUCGAGACUGUCGGGAAAGGCGGAAAGAGCAUUCAGUUCACGGCCGAAGGCAUCUUCAAAAACCUGCAAAUGAUCCAAGAAGCUCGCGGAAAGAAGAAUACAGACCGUGCCGAUCAAUUACGCAUACUUGAAAAACUGCUCGAAGUCGCAGAAACGCCGUACCAGCGGAUACGUGUUCUCCUCGGUCUUGUCUCUUCCCGGUUCGACUACAACUCGUCAGUAACGUCCUACAUGCCUCUCGAACUCUGGUCGUCCGCCCAGAAGGAGAUAGAUCAGCUCAUCACCAUCGUCACACAAGACCUUUCAUACUCUAUCCAAGAGGUGACGGAAGACUAUGACGAAUCAGUGGACCGAUCCCCCUCUGACGCCGAGGGCGGUAUUGUGCGGAUACGCGGUAGUAUGAUCAGUUUCAUUGACCGCUUGGACGACGAGUUCACAAAGAGCCUGCAAAACCUCGACCCUCACGGAACUGAAUACGUUGACCGUUUGAAGGAUGAGAAAGGCUUGUAUGUUACGAUUUGCCGGGCACAGGCUCUGUACGAGCUGAAGUCAGAGCCCGACGCUCUAGCUCGGGUGGUCAUGCGACGCCUAGAGCAUAUAUAUUUCAAGCCCGACGCUGUCCUCAAUGCUCUAGAGACCGCCGCCGCCGCUUCCGACUCUGUCCCAUCCCUGUCGCUCGCCUCGCAGACGACAUCUGCUAACCUUAUUCAUUCUCUUUGUGUCCAUCUUUACCGGUCCGGCAACACUCUUCUCAAAACUCGGGCAAUGCUCAGCCACAUCUAUCAUCACGCACUCCAGAACGACUUCUACACCGCCCGCGACAUGCUUCUCAUGUCUCAUCUGCAAGAAACAAUCUAUUCUGCCGAUGUCGCCACCCAGAUUCUUUACAAUCGCAGUGUCGUGCAGCUCGGUCUUUGCGCCUUCCGAUGUGGCCUGAUCAAGGAGUCCCAGGCGACGUUGCAGGACAUCUUCACUACCCAACGAGUCAAGGAGCUUCUGGCCCAGGGUGUUCACCAACAACGUUUCCAGACCCUCACUCCGGAGCAGGAGAAGGCUGAAAAGCAAAGGCAACUUCCCUUCCAUAUGCACGUCAACACCGAGUUGCUCGAGGCCGCAUUCCUCGUCUCGAGUAUGUUAGUGGAGAUCCCGAUGCUCGCCAGUAUCGAGUCAGAGGAAUUGAAGCGCAAGACCAUUUCGAAGCCUUUCCGCCGUCUUCUUGACUUCGCCGAUAGACAGGUCUUCACCGGUCCUCCGGAAAGCACGAGAGACCACAUCAUGCAGGCGAGCAAGGCCCUCCAAGAUGGACAGUGGGAACUCUGCCGUGAUCUCAUCCAAGGCAUCAAGAUAUGGGACCUCAUGCCCGAAACCGAAACCGUCAAAGACAUGCUUGCCAAACGCAUCCAAGAGGAGGGUCUGCGCACCUACCUUUUUACCUACGCACCUCACUACAAGACGCUCUCACUAUCGCUCUUGUCUCGAACCUUCUCUCUUCCUUUACGGACGGUCAACUCCAUCGUAUCUAAGAUGAUAUGGAGCGAGGAACUCCCCGCGUCCCUCGACCAGGCCGUUGGGGUUAUCAUCUUCAACCGUGUGGAGCUUUCGCGAACGCAACAGCUCGCGCAGGUCCUCGCUGAAAAGGUCGGACACCUCGUGGAGCAGAACGAGAAGACGCUCGACUUCCGCCUAGGCGGCACAACGGGCUGGGGGGACAGGGCGGAUGGAGCAAAGGGCGAGAAACGUGGCGAACAGACCCAGGAGCGAAGAGGGCGGGGCGAACGCAGCAGAGGGGGCUCUGGUGCCCGUGGCGGUCGCGGUGCGCGCUUCGCGCAAGGCUUGGGCAAUCAGAUGCCUGCCACGCAACGAGUCCGAUAA